Messenger RNA from Closterium sp. NIES-65, 1087 nucleotides. NCBI's taxonomy places the organism in Eukaryota, Viridiplantae, Streptophyta, Zygnematophyceae, Desmidiales, Closteriaceae. The record is from the annotation of a GenBank genome assembly.
GGACCACAUCCUCUCUGUUUGCCCCACCACUCUCACCGUUGACCUCCUCGAGGAGGCCCUCCUAGCGAUAGAGAAGAGCAUAGUCGCUGUAGGAGCUCCUCGUGGUGACCCUCGCACCCCCGUCUUUGAGGGGUCUUCUCCCUCCCCCCUCUUGCCCUCUGUUGCCUCUGCUGGUGCGGCCGACCUCGUUGGUUUCGAGUCGGUCGGCGCUGCGUCUGCCCCGAGCGAGAGACGCCGCACCGGCAAGGGCAAGGGGGGAAAGGGCGCUGGAGGAGCUGGAGGGGGCAGUGGAGGUGGUAGUGGAGGCAGUGGAGGGAGUGGGGGUGGAGGUGGGAGUGGUGUUGGGGGUGGAGGUGGGAGUGGUGCUGGGGGUGGCACCGGCGGCGGCAGCAGUGGAGGCGGCGGAGGCGGUGGAGGUGGCGGAGGGAGCGGAGGCGGCGGGGGUAGUGGAAGAGGCGGAGGUGGAGGAGGCGGCGGAGGCGGCGGAGGUGGCGGCGGCGGUGGAGGUGGCGGUGGUGGAGCGAUUCGCGACUCUGCGCAGAGGAGUGGCGCCGGUGGUGGUCAACGCCAGCAGCAGAUGCGGAGUGGUGUGACCCUGUCCCCUCAGCAGCUUCGUGAGUGGUACACUGCCGGGGUUGCUAUCUUUGAUCUUGACUUUGAUGCUAUCCUUGCUGCCAUGUAUGCUGUUGAUACUGGUGUUGUGGGUGAUUGUUGCCUGUGUGUACCGCCUGACCAGGGCAUUGAGGCUGCUGCUCUAGGUGCUGGUGAGGCUCUUGCUCUAGGUACUAGUGCGUCUACUGCCCCAGGUGCCAGUGCGUCUGCCGCCCCAGGUGCUGGUGAGUCUACUCUCUCAGGUACUACGUCGGCUCAAGCCUUCCACACCUUCACCCUGGACUCGGGUGCGUCCCGCUCCUUCUUACGAGACCGCACCACUCUUUCGCGCUUAGUCGCCCGGUUGCAGUCUCCCUGGCAGACCCCUCUGGGGGUGCUGUCCUUGCUAGCUUCUCCACUAUCCUUCCGUGCCCGGCAGCCCCCUCUCGCACCCCUUCUGGUCUCUACAUCCCCUCGUUCUCUACGAACUUGGUGA